This is a messenger RNA of Hylaeus anthracinus, 2780 nucleotides long. It is a transcript of the gene Lerp, whose product is annotated as cation-independent mannose-6-phosphate receptor. Gene Ontology annotation, cellular component: trans-Golgi network. Gene Ontology annotation, biological process: lysosomal transport. Lineage: Eukaryota; Metazoa; Arthropoda; Insecta; Hymenoptera; Colletidae. The transcript has 17 exons. The record is from RefSeq and is a predicted model, not a curated record. Bases 255 to 2780 code for a protein of 841 amino acids. Gene Ontology annotation, molecular function: signaling receptor activity; D-mannose binding.
AUUCUUACUAGAAAUAAACAAUUGUUUUUUUUGUCUCAUAACUUUGUUAUUAUCGAAUUUUAUAAUACCACGUGUUACUAAUGUUAAUCAAUGAAUGACGACUUUUGGAACGCAAGGGCAGAGAUACUAAUGAAGUAUCAUCGAACAACAAUCGUUUAUUUUCGUCUACAUUCAACAACUAACGAUAUUGUUAUGCAUAUUACUACAUUAAAUAUUUACAAUGUGAUUAAUCCACGGUCGAACAAAGAAAAGAAAUGUUCGAGUUAAACAUUUUAAUAUCCUUUUAUUGCCUCGCAACUGUUGCUGUUUUCGUGGACACAUCAGUAGUACACAACAAUUCUUUUUGCGUAAUUAAAGAUCCUGUUUUUCAAGUUUUCAAUUACAAUUUCACCAGUCUUUCGGAUCCUACAAAAGAUACUAUUUUAAAUGAUGAUUAUUUAAAUGAAACUGUGAGAAUGCAGCUAUGUAUUCCAUUGAAACAAAAAUGCAAUGGAAAGGAUGGUUAUGGAAUCUGUAUGACACGAAACAACACAGAAAUAGGAAUAGGAAAGAUACCUCCAAAAGUGAAUGUAAAAAAUGGGAGAAUACUAUUUGUAUUUACAGGGGAUAAUUGUACACAAACAGAGAACUAUACUGUAAAUAUUAUUAUGAAAUGUGAUUACGAAGCUGGAAAUAAUCCUCAUCAUGAAUUAAUUUCUCAUACAGAGGACCAAUGUCAAUUAUAUAAAGUCUGGAAGACUGCUCUUGCUUGUGCUCCUCCAACUGUACAAAAUUGUACAGUAAUAGAUAAUGGAUUCCAUUAUGAUUUAUCUCCUUUAACAAGAUAUUCAGAAAAUUAUGUUAUUCGUGUGGGUACUGAGUUGUUGCCAAAAAUUAUAUUAAACAUUUGCCACUCCGUGAUAUUUGAAUAUAAUGCCUUGUGUCAAAUGCGUUCAGGAGCUUGCUUACAAAAAAAUACUGAUUCAUCAAAACUUGGAUAUACAAAUUUGGGCGAUGUAACACACCCACCAUUUAUGGAAAAUGGUAGAUUAAAACUUGAAUAUCAAGAUGGAGAUAUGUGCACAAUGAAAAAUAUUUCUGUACCACACAUUAAAACCACCAUUUAUUUUAUGUGUGAUUUCAAUGCUGUGGAUACAAUUCCAGAGUACAUUGGGGGGAGUGAAGAGUGCCAUUACCAAAUAAUAUGGAAAACAGCAGCAGCUUGUAGCAUAGAAUCUUUGCGUAAUCAUAGUGUAAUAACUGCUGGCAAAUGUACAGUAACUAAUCCUCUUACAAAUUUUACAUAUAAUUUGCAAUCUUUAACUCACGCUGACUAUGACGUCACCGCUCAAAAUGGUAUACAGUAUAAAUUUGGAGUAUGUAAAUCGCUUGAUGACAUGAAAUGUUCCUCUGAAACAGGAGUUUGCCUUACCAAAAAUAGUACAUCUAUAGGAAAAUUUAACACAAAUUUAAUGUGGCAAGAGGGUGGACCAUAUUUAAACUAUACAGAUGGGGAUUUAUGUAAAAAUGGGCGUCAUCGUUAUACAGUUAUUGCGUUCGUAUGCGGAGCAGAAGGAGCUUCCAAUAAACCACUUGUCAUGGAACAAAGUCCUUGCCAAUUAAUUAUACAUUGGAGCACCAAUUUAGUCUGCGAAAAAAGGAUAAAAUGUGCUACAACUGACAAUGAGAUAAAUUUAAGUUCAUUGAUCAAAUCUACUGGUAAUUAUAUCGUGAAAGUGGACAAAAAUACAGAGUUUCAUAUAAAUAUAUGUCGACCAUUAGUAUCUGUCCCAGGAUUAACAUGCGCUCACGGCAGUGCAGUAUGCAAAGCAUACUUGAAUUUGGAUAACGAGUACGUAAAUGAAGUUAGUUUAGGGUUUCCAAAAGAAAGUCCGAUAUUAGACUCAAAUCGGGAAACAGUGUUACGUUAUAUAAGCGGAUCACCUUGCCCUGAGAAUCCAAAUAAAUUAAUUUCUUCAAACUUCACGUUUCCAUGUCGUUACAAUGAUAAGGGAUUUCCAGAAUUUAAAAGAUACGAAAAUUGUACUUACGUUUUCGAAUGGAAAACGAGUCUAACAUGUGGGGCUGUAAUGGGAAAUUGGGCCUCUCCUUGCAUUAUAAAAGAUCAAUUACUUUCACAAGAAUGUAACCUGUCUUUGUUACAUAAAGAUAAAAAAGUAUACCGUGUGAAAAACAAGCAAGGGAAAGAGUAUAGUAUAAGUAUAUGUGGUGAAGAAAAGUUCUGCAGUGGUUCUGCUGUGUGCCAAGGCAGCAAAGGUUAUGGAUCCUUGGCCAAUGUAAUUUUUGAUUAUGCCAGAGAUCUUAUAAAACUUCAGUACUCCAAUGGUGAUAAAUGUGUAAAUAAUUUCUAUACAUCUGAAGUGCGAUUUAUAUGUAAUAAUUCUGUGGGGAUUGGCGAACCAAAGUUAUUGUGGGAAUCGCAAUGUAGCGUAGAAUUCGAAUGGCAAACGAGUGUUACUUGCACUUGCAAAUCGAGUCCUAGCGAUCCUACCACGUCGUCAAACACCCAUGGAAACGUUGAAGAUUUUUCUUCUAGUCAUACUGGCAUGGUAGCAGGUAUUGUAUUGGGAGUCAUCGUACUGGUAGCAGCGCUGCUUUAUUUUCGAGAUCCAGAUAAGCGAGCGUGUUUACGUUCCUGCUGGAAUCCAUUUUCUUCGAGAAGAGGCAGUGGGCGCGUUCAGUAUUGCAGAGUCGACACCACGGAGGAGGCAUGUCUUCUUCUCGAUGUUGAUCCUACACAGUGUCAGACGGACAGUGAUGACGAUUUGUUGAACGCAUAG